AUGUCAUGGAGCAGCUCCCAGCAUUUGCUUGGCUUCCACUGCGCUCUUACGGGCUGUGCCAAGACCGCCGGAUGCGCCCACUUUUCCUGGUGGACGGAUAAGGGUUGUGUCAUUCAGGACAGCUCGGCAGUGUUCAAACCAGUAUGGAAUGUGGUGGCUGGCCCACCUCAGAUCGUCCAGGAGACCAUCACGUGCGCAGGCAAGAUCAGUCCUGCAGAGACGUCGUGGGAGGCCAUCGUGUCUGUGAAGGACCUGCUGCCCAGCGGCUGGAGCCUGAAAUUUAAGAUGCGGCUUCAGCACAAGUUCGCGACAGCCGCUGCCUUCGGCUUCAAGGGCACCGAGGGCAACUAUGGCGGAUGGCUGGUCCUCGAUACGAAGAUUGACUCCAAGUACUGGAUGCUCACAGAAGGUCCAGGAGGUAGCUUUGAAGGCGAUAAGGACAGGGGAGAUGGGAGCAGAAAAACCACAUACACUCACCACAAGCUCGUCGGAGAGUCGGCGUACACCGUGAACGUUUGGCAUGACUGGGAGAUUUCCAUGUGGGAACAGUUCCUGACGGUCUCCAUGGAUGGGCGGAUGAUCUAUGCCCAUCCGGCCUCCGAGUACUUUCCCAUCAGAGAGAUUGUGCUGCGUCCCUGGAGAAACGCCAUGGACGUCUACGGCUUGGAGUUGCAGAGGCUCGAAGCCAUCGCCACAGUCCUGAGCACCAACAACAAGGUUCAUCCUGAGGGACUGUGCUUCAACUUCAAUAAAGUGGACCUGCGCCUGGUCACCCCGAAGGGAGGGAAGUACUACAAGAUGAUUGUCACCCGGUGCCGAAAGGGUGCCCCUCCGAAGAAGGGUUUGGCCAGAAUCUUUCCUUCCGUAAAUGGAGGGUCGGUGGGUGAUGCGCACGGUCGGUGGGAUUCUGGCUACGCAGCGGGAGACUGGCGGGUCGGUGAUCUCGUUGUGACCGGCAGCUGUCCCUGA
Symbiodinium natans is the source of this 969-nucleotide messenger RNA. Lineage: Eukaryota; Dinophyceae; Suessiales; Symbiodiniaceae. The record is from the annotation of a GenBank genome assembly.